AUGGUUUUAUUGGGAUUACGUUAUCAGGCGCUGGUUCCAGAGCGAUCCGAGCCCGAGUGAUGACCCCGAACUGGCCGAGUCCCCCCAGGACCGCGUAGAACAGAUCAGAGUUGUGCUCCUUGGAACAGGUCUUCAUCUCUCCCUUUCCUUGUGAUCCCCACGUCAAGAUAGCACGGAGGAUGUCAGCCAACGUUUGCAAGAAAAACUUAUUUUGAUGUCGACGACAACCCACAUCAGAAACCUCAUCAUGAUUAUCUCAUGUAUCGAGAGAGAGAGAGAGAGAGAGAAAGAGUACCGGUGAUCACGUCAAGCUCGUAGACGGUGGAGAUCUGGGGGCCAUGACGGAAGGCCUGGCCGCUGAUCCCCGCGUUGGAGAGGGUGCCUCCAACGGUCAAGUAGAGAUAAUCUGUCCACGACUUGGGUGCAAGCCCAUGCUUGAGCGUCUCGCUUAGCACGUCUGCCCAGAGUUGUUCCCCGCCGGCGUCCACGUAAGCGGAACCCUGGGGGUCGCUGCCAUCCUGGCAGGACGACACUGUGAUAGGGGACAGCGUCGUUGCCACGGUGUCGUGGCCGCCGCCUGUCCGCCUCGCCAGGGACCUCAUAUCAAUGACGACGCCCUUCGGCGCCGCCGCCUGCCCCCGAAGGGAGUGCCCUCGACCGCGGGGAGCCACCUUGAAAGGCCUCGGCGAGUCGUUCGCGAAACUGAGGAGGGCCAUAAUGUCAAGGUUUGACGACGGGAACAGAACGGCAGCGGGGGCGGCGCUGACCAACCGGCCGAAGUCGGUGGACACCGGGAAAGUCGCCUCCGGGUCGACCCGGAUCCUGACGGAGAUGUCGAGGGCGGAGAGCUCCUGGGGAAGAGUGGCCGGCCAUGGCCUCUUAUGCCCAACUAUAGAGACUAAGCUGCUCAAGAUGAACACCACUGUCAGCCGAAGAGCAACCAUCAUGGAGAAGGCUGGUCGGGAGGGACAAAGAAGAGAGAGGGAUGAGGGGGAGGGAAGGGAGAGAGAGAGAGAGGGAAGUAAUUCAACGGUGGUAGAUUGAGGGUGUAUUUAUGGUGCAAUGGGGGACGAAUCCUGCCUCUCUGUCUCUCUCUCUCUUCCACGAGUAUUUUGUGUUUGGUUCCACUUCAUCGUGCGUUAGAUUACGUCUUUGACAGCAAAUUGGGGCAGGUUUGCGUUGCACCGGGGGAUUACGUCUGUCGACGUCGACGGUUCUCGGUUGAGGUAUAGCUGCGAUCUCCGCUUCCUUUAAGAUGGCUAGCUGCCCCGGCGAUAAGAGGCCGCGGGUGGGGCCUGCAGGGGCCGUCCUUGGUCAAAGACUGGCCAUGAAAGCAUUCAUUGUGGUAGUAACGAGAAGAACCAACGACCCAGUGGAGAACAGUAAAUACGGAGGCUAUAGUGUAAAAUAUAAUCAUCGGAAAGAAUAUAUACCCUAUUAAAUAUCCCGACCAUCUAUCUUAAAACAAAUAGAACGUAAGUAGAAUAUGCUUCCAUGGCAUGAAAGUCUAUCCCUAGGUUCUACAGACCCUAUUCAUAAGAGAUAUCAUAAAUAGAUCCCGGUCAUAAAAAGGGAUCGAGGAAAUUAAAUCGAAGCUGGGUAAAUAUAAGUUGAAAAAAAUACAAACAAAACAAAUGAGAAAAUCAACAACACAGGCCGUCACUUGGAUAUCUAGCAAUCAGAAGGGUCACUCUUUUACUUGUGUUUAAAUGAGAUAAUCUCGAAUUUAGCAAGGUUGGAACAUGGCAACAAAGUUAUAAUCGCUAGAGGUCAAUGAAUUGGAUCAGAAGCCAUUGUUUUUUUAUGAUAUUGGAUGGUUUUGGAAGAUCUGUCCGAUGAUUGCGCAGGGAAUCCCUGCUAAUCUUUGUUCAAGGAUUUAUGGUUGAUGAACCCCUUUGUCCACAACUUCUGGAGAAACUCAGAAGGGGUGUACGGAGAUGGGGCUCAGCGCCCAUGAUAGCCCAUAUGCAGCUGACGUUGUUGGGGGGGGGGGGGGGGGGGAAGGGAGACGGGAGAGAAGGGAGCUCUGUCAUCUUCUGCUAA
Molecule: messenger RNA, 2043 nt
Organism: Spirodela intermedia
Lineage: Eukaryota; Viridiplantae; Streptophyta; Magnoliopsida; Alismatales; Araceae
Source: the annotation of a GenBank genome assembly